This is a messenger RNA of Parasteatoda tepidariorum (common house spider), 701 nucleotides long. Lineage: Eukaryota; Metazoa; Arthropoda; Arachnida; Araneae; Theridiidae. The record is from RefSeq and is a predicted model, not a curated record.
AUAUCAAACGACUGAAUGAGCAAACUUAUGAAGAUAAUUUUUAAACGUCAAGUGUUUAGGUUCUCAUACGAAAUUUAUUUUAAACAACCAUUUGUUCAGGAAAUAAUACAUCAUUUCACUUUUUCGGAAUAACGUUUUCUGUCGAAAAAUGCAGACUCUUGGAUUUACCGUUGCUUUUUUACUGGUUUGGGGAACCGUGCAUGCCGAAUUUUUUAAAUUCGAAGAUUGUACGAAACUGCAGACAGCUUACGUAGAUGCUUCGGAAUUCGUAGUGCGCCCAGAUCCAAUUGAUCUCGAGUCUAAUCUGAAUGUUACAGCAUGGUUAAAAGUCUUAAAGGAAGUUCCUGAAGGUGCAGUUCUCAAGGCUUCUUAUUACAGGUUAAAAAAGAUUUUCGGUAUGGAGGUUGAUGUUUAUAUUCCUUGUCUGCUGAACAAAUUCGGAUCUUGUACAAAGUACUGGUGUGAUUACCUUCGAGAUUUUGAAGAACAAGUGACACCAUUUUUCCCCGAAGGAGUGCCAAACCACUGUCCAGUAAAACCUGGUGAAUAUGGCGGCACCAAUAUUCCAGUUAAAAUACCUGAAAUGGGUACGAUUGCAAAGAUAAUAGUUGCGGGGAGGUAUCGAACAGAACUUGAAUUGGUAAUAAAUCAAAAAGUUGUUGCAUGCUACAAGAUUUGGGCGGAAAUGACAUGGAAAUAAG